GAGGGGGGAAUGUCAAUGUCAAUAUCAAUAUCUAUGUCACCAUCUGUGUCUGUGUCUGUGUCUGUGUCUGCGUCUAUAUCUAUAUCUAUAUCUACAUAUAUCCUCCUUCUCGCUUCUUCCUCUUCCAUCCUUCCUUCCCCUUUCUCCAAAUUCACAUAGCCUUUCGAAUUUGCGAUAUUAUAAUAUAUUAUCUUGCAUUAUCUUGCUAUCAAAUACCCCCAAAGAAUCACAACCACAUACGAGUACCAGACACUUGAAACAUUCAGACUCAUCCCAACUUCCGUGGCUUAUUGGGUACCGCUACUCUGCUGAAUCAUUCCAAAUAAGCUCAUUUACCAUUCGUUGCCAUUACCCAGGGGGUCACCCAUCUUUCUUCCCUUCCCUUUCCCACCCGCCAUCACCGCCACCACUUCUCUUCAAUCAAUCUCAGGAUUCCCUUCCCUACGUCCCUUGAUUUCUCUCCAGAGUAAUUCUAUUCUAUCCUACCCUUUACCUCAGUACAUAGCAUAGUCAAUAAUAACAAGCAAAAUCAUUUUGCAUCUGUCCACCAAGUCUGCUGCUCCAUUCUCUUGCAUACAUACCUGCAUGUUCCUCUGACUUUUAGCCUUUACUACAAAUCAGAUCAACAUUCGAUUCGAACAUUCUGCCUCCUCCGAAAUCUCUCAAGCAAUCACAUUUGUUUGCAACGUUGGUCUUGCAGAUUAUCAAAUCGUUUACAUCAUAAGGUUAUCGAAUAACCACUUGCACACAUAUACGUCAUGGCUACACAAGAAGAGCUCGCGAUGCUUUUCGCUCGUAACCUUUCCCUCCACAACCCUCCUCCUGCCCCUGUAGAAGAGCCAAAGGAAGUUGAACCAACAUACACAUACUCAAUCUCUCAACACUAUACCCAUUCCGCACAUGUUGUUAAGCAAGCACCCAGACCUGCUUCCGAACCACCUCAAACAGAGCAACUCACAGUAGAUAUUAUACUUGCCAGACAUGGUGUCGAUUCUUCUUCUUUAUAUCCUACCCAAAUCGAACUCUUCAAGACCGCAGAUGCUACUCAGCAGAUGCGAUUGAUUGAGUUAUGGAGAAUCUGCCCACCAUACAAUGGAGGACAUGCGUUGGCACAAGAUCUGUGGACGGGUCCUUCUACUAGCCUUGAGCAAGAAGAGUCCAUGGCAAAGUCGAGAUAUGAGCGUCAAAUGAUGGAAGAAAGAAUGUCUCGAACACAAGAUUCAAGUAUGGAUGAUGAUACUAUGAGUGAUGGUAGUAGCCAUGCUCCAUUGACACCAAUUCAAGGUGGAGAUGCCCGUUGGAAUCAUGUUGAGCAUGUUGAACCUUACAUGGCAUCUGGCUAUGAGCUUUUAGCUGCACGAGAAUAUGAACAAUCGACCGGUCCUUCAAAGGAUAUCUACUCGCACUUUGGAUCGGCAGUUGGUGGACCUCAGUACAAACAAUCUACAGACCCAGUCUAUAACAAUGUCGAAGCCGUUCAUGGAUACCCAAACGUGGAAGCGAUGGAGAAUCAGUAUGGAGCAUUUCAGAACUAUCAGUUUGGUGGAUACACAAAUGGAGGCGAAGACGAGGAGAUGUUGUAAAUAAAAAUACGUUUUACUCUAGGUAGCUAUAGUUAGCACUUCUAUAGAGAUGAGAAUAUCAGGCAGGGAAUAUGGGGGAAGUUAUUGUUGUUCGGCGAGACAUUACAUGGAUUUUGUUUUUUGUUUUUGGAGGAGUAUCUGGAGGUUAUUAGGACAUUCGUGCAUGGAGUAUAUCUGCAUUCGCAUUAUUCUACAAAUUGUGUUUUUGAAGGCUAGUGGCUGGUCAAGGACGAUGAUAUCUUUGUCUUUCAUGUAUUUCUUCUUCUCUUCUUGAUUUAUUGUUCUCUUUGUGUGAGGUACGUACCUUCUGAUCGACCCACCCCUCCACCCUUUCCCCUGCCCCCUCUCCGCCUCUCCCCCUCUCCCCCCUACAACACUCAGCAUUCCAUACCUUUUUACACCAGUUUUACAUGCCAUUUCAACUUCAAAUCACAACGGCAUUCGCUACUCAAGGUACGCAUCAAUAUUCAUCCCUUCACCUUCUCCACCCCACCCCCUUUUGACUAGAAUACCUCUUACUACUCACAUGAAAGCUUCCCCUCCUGGACUGGCGACUACACCACCAAACAUAUUGGAUCUGGAUCUGGACCUGGAUUUUCGUUUGUCUUAUUCAUGCCCAUAUUCUUUGCCCGUGUAUAUAUUGAUAGGAUAGUUAUAUGAAAUGGAAUCUAUAAUUAUCUUACAAAUUUUGAUUUUUGGUUUGAGUGUGAGUGAAAGUGAGGUGAGAGUGAUGUGAUUUAGAUGUUAUGAAUAUUACUCUCUACUUCACCCAUUAACUUCUUCCUUCUCCCUCAAGCUUGUGAGUAACGUAACAUGUAAUUGAAAAUACCUUCUUUACCUUCUCGAUUGAUUCAAAUACUGAUAAAGUGAUUUGAGAUAUAAGUUUGAAAAGGAAGUGCCUUUUGAGUGUGUCGUUUUUUUUUUUCGUACUCAGUGUGCCGCUCACUCACUACCCACCACACCAAUACAUCACACCAAUCCACCCCA
Botrytis cinerea B05.10 is the source of this 2570-nucleotide messenger RNA. RefSeq lists its product as hypothetical. NCBI's taxonomy places the organism in Eukaryota, Fungi, Ascomycota, Leotiomycetes, Helotiales, Sclerotiniaceae. The coding region runs from base 759 to 1583 and encodes 274 amino acids. The record is from RefSeq and is a predicted model, not a curated record. The transcript is spliced from 3 exons.